AUGUUCUCCACGAAGACUAUUUUGUUCGCCAUUGUGGCCGCCGCAGCUGCGAUCAAUGUCUCCGCUGCGCCCAUCGCUCGUCGAUCGAGCGGCCGCGCAACCUACUACGCCGUCGGCCUGGGCGCUUGCGGCUGGACCAACAGCGGCAACGAGAAUGUCGUUGCGCUCAACACCAACAUGUAUGGCUUCACCGGUGCCAAGAGCCAGUACUGUGGUCGUCAAAUCGAGAUCCACUACAACGGCAACACUCAGCGCGCUACCAUCGUCGAUGCCUGCCCAAGUUGCCCUAACAGCGGUGACCUCGACAUGAGUCGCAACCUUUUCUCCUCUUUGACCAACGGCAACCUCGGCCUCGGUCAAUUCCAAAUGUCGUGGAACUUUGUUGGCCAAGGCUCCUCCGACUCUAGCAACAGCAACGACAACAACUCUGGCAACAACCGCCAAGCUCAGCAGUCGCAGUCAUCUUCUGCUCAGCGAACUUCCUCUACCCACUCUGAGACUCCCAGCCCUAGCUCCACCACUUCGUCUGCAUCUGCUCCCUCGACCACUGCCAAUGUCAAUGACUCUGACCUUGCUGGCGGCGCCAUCAGCGGCAAGAACGUUACCAGCGUUCCUCAAUGGUGGGCAGAAGUCGGCAACGCUGGCUGCCCAGAUGCCAAGGUUGGCAAGAACCAGGUUGCUGUCGCUGUGGGCCCCUCUGAGCUCGUUAGCAACGACGAUCUCGCUUCCGCUUGCGGCAAGGAACUCGUGAUCGUCAACAAUGCCAACAAGAUGAACGUCUCCGCCGUCGUGACCACCUUCAUGCCCGCCUCCGAGCCCAACACCAUCAUCCUCGCGGACGGCUACAAGGCCCUGGCCAACGUCACCGCCAACGAGGUUCCUCCCUCCAUUGCUAACGUCACGUUUGGAUGGGCAGCCAACUCUACCAAGGCUGACAACUAA
Ceraceosorus bombacis is the source of this 942-nucleotide messenger RNA. NCBI's taxonomy places the organism in Eukaryota, Fungi, Basidiomycota, Exobasidiomycetes, Ceraceosorales, Ceraceosoraceae. The record is from the annotation of a GenBank genome assembly.